Molecule: messenger RNA, 2247 nt
Organism: Puma concolor (puma)
Lineage: Eukaryota; Metazoa; Chordata; Mammalia; Carnivora; Felidae
Source: RefSeq, a predicted model, not a curated record
AUGGCGGGGCUCUGGGUUGGGGCGGCGGCGCUGGUCGGGGCCGGACGGCGUGGGCGGCGGUUGCCGCAGCCGCUGAUGCGGAGCUCAGCGCUGUGGACCCUGAAGUUAUGGAGGCUAGAAGUUGGAAAUCAAGAUGUUGGCAAGGCCAUGCUCGCUCUGAAGGCUCCAGUGAAGAAUGCCUCCUUGUCUCUGGGCUUCUCUGUUCAGUAUGUGGCUAGUGGCUGCCAUAUUGGACAGCCAGUUCUUAAUAACCAGAGCACCCUACUGAAUUGGUCACACUUUGAGGUAGAAGCUUUGCAGGAGCAAUUUGCAUUGCGGGUACAGCCCCUGCCUUGGAGAAAGGCUGCCGUGAUGGUUCAUGUGAAAAUGGCGGAUGAGGCUGUCUGUGUUGGCCCAGCUCCCACCAGUCAAAGCUACCUCAACAUGGAUGCCAUCAUGGAAGCCAUUAAGAAAACCAGGGCCCAAGCUGUACAUCCAGGUUAUGGAUUCCUUUCAGAAAACAAAGAAUUUGCCAAAUGUCUGGCAGCAGAAGAUGUCAUUUUCAUUGGACCUGACACACAUGCCAUUCAAGCCAUGGGUGACAAGAUUGAAAGCAAAUUAUUAGCUAAGAAAGCAAAGGUUAACACAAUCCCUGGCUUUGAUGGAGUGGUCAAGGAUGCAGAUGAAGCUGUCAGAAUUGCAAGGGAAAUUGGCUACCCUGUCAUGAUCAAGGCCUCAGCAGGUGGUGGUGGGAAAGGCAUGCGAAUCGCCUGGGAUGAUGAAGAGACCAGGGAUGGUUUUCGAUUUUCAUCUCAAGAAGCUGCUUCUAGUUUUGGUGAUGAUAGACUACUAAUAGAAAAAUUUAUUGAUAACCCUCGUCAUAUAGAAAUCCAGGUUUUAGGUGAUAAACAUGGGAAUGCUUUGUGGCUCAAUGAAAGAGAAUGCUCAAUUCAGCGAAGAAAUCAGAAAGUGGUGGAGGAAGCACCCAGCAUUUUUCUGGAUUCUGAGACUCGAAGAGCGAUGGGAGAACAAGCCGUAGCUCUCGCCAAAGCAGUAAAAUAUUCCUCUGCUGGAACCGUAGAAUUCCUUGUGGACUCAAAGAAGAAUUUUUAUUUUUUGGAAAUGAAUACGAGACUCCAGGUGGAGCAUCCUGUCACAGAAUGCAUUACUGGCCUGGACCUAGUCCAAGAAAUGAUCCGUGUUGCCAAGGGUUACCCUCUCAGGCACAAACAAGCUGAUAUUCCCAUCAACGGCUGGGCAGUUGAAUGUCGGGUGUAUGCUGAGGACCCCUACAAGUCUUUUGGUUUACCGUCCGUUGGGAGAUUGUCUCAGUACCAAGAACCAAUACAUCUACCUGGUGUCCGGGUUGACAGCGGCAUCCAACCAGGAAGUGACAUUAGCAUUUAUUAUGAUCCAAUGAUUUCAAAACUGAUCACAUAUGGUUCUGAUAGAACUGAAGCACUGAAGAGAAUGGAAGAUGCACUGGAUAAUUACGUUAUUCGAGGUGUUACACAUAAUAUUGCAUUGCUCCGAGAGGUGAUAAUCAACUCACGUUUUAUAGAAGGAGACAUCAACACUAAAUUUCUUUCUGAUGUGUAUCCUGAUGGCUUUAAAGGACACAAGUUAACAGAGAAUGAGAGAAACCAAUUAUUGGCAAUAGCAUCAUCAUUGUUCGUGGCAUUCCAAUUAAGAGCACAACAUUUUCAAGAACAUGAAAAUUCAAGAGUGCCUAUUAUUCAACCACAAGUGGCUAACUGGCAGCUCUCAGUAAAAUUGCAUGAUGAAGUUCAUACUGUCGUAGCAUCAAACAGUGGGCCAACAUUCUCUGUGGAAGUUGAUGGGUCGAAACUAAAUGUGACCAGCACGUGGAACCUGGCUUCACCCUUAUUGUCUGUCAGCGUUGAUGGCACUCCGAGGACGGUGCAGUGUCUUUCUCGAGAAGCAGGUGGAAACAUGAGCAUUCAGUUUCUUGGCACAGUGUACAAGGUGCAUAUAUUAACCAAACUGGCUGCAGAACUGAACAAAUUUAUGCUGGAAAAAGCGGCUGAGGACACAAGCAGUAUUCUGCGCUCCCCGAUGCCUGGCGUGGUGGUGACCGUCUCUGUCAAGCCUGGAGACAUGGUAGCAGAAGGCCAGGAAAUUUGUGUGAUUGAAGCCAUGAAAAUGCAGAACAGUAUGACAGCUGGGAAAACUGGCAAGGUGAAAUCAGUGCGUUGUAAAGCUGGAGACACAGUUGGAGAAGGAGAUCUGCUCGUGGAACUGGAAUGA